This is a messenger RNA of Penicillium argentinense, 936 nucleotides long. RefSeq names its product NAD(P)-dependent oxidoreductase. Bases 1 to 936 code for a protein of 311 amino acids. Lineage: Eukaryota; Fungi; Ascomycota; Eurotiomycetes; Eurotiales; Aspergillaceae. The transcript is spliced from 5 exons. The record is from RefSeq and is a predicted model, not a curated record. Gene Ontology annotation, molecular function: NAD binding; NADP binding; oxidoreductase activity, acting on the CH-OH group of donors, NAD or NADP as acceptor.
AUGACUCAAAUUGGCUGGUAUGGCCUUGGCUCCAUGGGCCUUGCCAUGGCCAACAACCUGCAGCGGCACCUGGCCGGCAAGAAGGCCUUGAGCCUCCUGUACACUAACCGCACCAUGUCGCGCGGCCAACCGCUGCAGUCCCUCGGCGGGAUUGCCGUGCCGGGAUUCAAUGACCUAGUGGCUCAUAGCAAGAUCAUCUUCACGAUGGUCUCCAAUGACUCGGUUCUUGAGAACCUGGUAAAUUCAGCACUUGGAUCGGGCCACACGCUCAAAGACAAGAUCUUCGUAGACUGCUCAACCGUUCACCCUGACACAGUGAGCUCCGCGGCCGCUGCUCUGAAGGACCGAAAUGCGGCCUUCGUCUCGGCACCUGUCUUUGGCGGAAACCCUAUCGCUGUUGAUGGAAAGCUGGUCUUUGCAAUUGGCGGUCCCAAGGAUGCGACGGAUGUCGUGAAGCCUCUGAUUCAGGAUAUCAUGGGUCGACGCGUGAUCGAAUGUGGAGAGGAUCCGACCAAGUCUUCUUUGCUGAAGAUUGCCGGAAAUAUUGUUACUGUGAACCUGAUGGAAGCUGUUGGUGAGGCCCAGGUCUUUGCGGAGAAGACUGGACUCGGAACUGGCCCCAUGGAAGAGCUGAUUGGUGAGGCUUUUGGUCCUGUUGCUGGUGGUUACUCCAAGAGACUGACGACUGGUGCCUAUGCCCCGCCUCUGGAUUCGCGUCCCGGAUUCGGUGUCUCGCUGGCCAUCAAGGACGCGAAGCACGCGAUGGAUAUGGCUCAGGAAUACGGUGCCAACCUUCCUGGUCUUGCGCUGGCUCGCGACAACAUGGAAGCCGCCAGGGAAUAUGCUGGUGAGUGUUUGGACAGCAGCUCGAUGUACGGUACCAUCCGCCAGCAGUCUGGACUCGAGUUCUGGAAUGAGAAGAGCCGUAAGCAGUAG